CAGCUAUUGGACUAGAUGUUUGGGCACAACAAAUUCUUCACCCCAAACAAAAAUAUCCAAGUGUCAACCCAUAUCCAAACGAAGAUGAUUUAAUUAAACACAUAAAAAAUCGUGGAGUUUCACCUCGUAUUUUGGUUAUGGGAGCAUUAGGUAGAUGUGGUAAAGGUGCAUGUGAUAUUUCUCAUAAUGUUGGAAUUGCCAAAGAAAAUAUUAUUAAAUGGGAUAUUGAAGAAACAAAAAAAGGAGGUCCAUUUUCAGAAAUUCUUGAUGUUGAUAUAUUUGUUAAUUGUAUCUAUCUUAGUCAAAAAAUUCCUCCUUUCAUUACAAAAGAAAUGCUUGAUCAAAAAAGGAACCUUUCAGUGAUUGUAGAU
Molecule: messenger RNA, 371 nt
Organism: Entrophospora candida
Lineage: Eukaryota; Fungi; Glomeromycota; Glomeromycetes; Entrophosporales; Entrophosporaceae
Source: the annotation of a GenBank genome assembly